Molecule: messenger RNA, 1455 nt
Organism: Orbicella faveolata
Lineage: Eukaryota; Metazoa; Cnidaria; Anthozoa; Scleractinia; Merulinidae
Product: dual specificity mitogen-activated protein kinase kinase 4-like
Biological process (GO): MAPK cascade; protein phosphorylation
Molecular function (GO): ATP binding; JUN kinase kinase activity
Source: RefSeq, a predicted model, not a curated record
AUGGCGUCCAAUUCACCGGGAAAUUCUUAUCUUAUCUUAAGAUAUCAAAGGGUGUUUGUUAAAGAUGUGGAAAGAGUUAUGUUUGUAACUGAGCAGCAGGAAGAAGAUUUAUANGGAGCCCUGUUUACUGAGGGCGAUGCUUGGAUUUGUAUGGAAUUGAUGGACACAUCCUUCGAUCAGUGCUACAAGCAUAUUUAUGGUGUCCUGUUGGAGACCAUACCUGAGGAUAUUCUGGGAAUGACUUCAUUAGCAGUAGUCAAGGCACUGGACUAUCUAAAAACCAAGCUUAAUAUUAUUCAUAGAGAUGUGAAACCUUCCAACAUUCUCCUUGAUCUCCAGGGAAAUAUCAAAUUAUGCGACUUUGGCAUUAGUGGCCAACUGGUGGACUCCAUUGCUAAAACCAGAGAUGCUGGNUUUCAGAUUGAACUUGCCACUGGGAAAUUUCCUUAUCCUAAAUGGAAGAGUGUCUUUGAUCAGCUUAGUCAAGUUGUCAAAGAAGAGCCGCCUCGCUUGACUAAUGAAGAUGGAAGAAACUUUUCAGACGAAAUGCUUACCUUUACAAAUGUGUGCUUGACAAAGGAUGUUACCAAAAGACCAAAGUAUAGGGAACUACUGAAACACCCAUUCAUUUUGAGGUACGAGGAAAAGCAAGUCGACGUUGGGUCCUGGCUCAAAAGAAUUUUGGCGCAGGCGCCACUGAACUUAGAUAAAUUGGAGUUAUGAUGUCUUUUUACAACUAUUUUUGCACAAAUGAAAUGUAAAUACUUAAUAAUUCGUAAAAAAAAUGUACUUGUGUGGCAGUUUGUGGAGAAUGGCAUCUCUUAGUCUGAAUCAGUACAGGAACUUCUUUUCACCCGCUAGAAUUGCUGAUAUUAGACCUUUUUUUUUAGUUUGGUUGUCUUAUCAUGUAAGUAAAUUUUCAUUUAGCAUUGUUUUACUGCGCUUAGUGAUUGGUUUAGACCUAUAAUUGUUUUAAUUUGAGUGUGGAAAGUAAAUUUGCAUUUGCUUAUGUAUUGGUGUUGCAUUACAGCGAUUAGUCGUUGGUGAAGAAAACAAAACUUUGUCAAUCAUUCAGAAUUAAACUCCAAACAAAUCAUGACUCGCCUACACACAUUUUCCGGCCCAUUACGCUAACUUAAAUGUACAUGAAUUUGCUGUGAGGUUUGAAUGGUUUGCUGGAUUCUCUGUGUUCCUCGUGCUUAUGAUAGCAAUUUUGGUUCUAGUAUGGCCUGGUAGCUCCCAACCAUAAAAUCUUGUGUCACAUUUACCACUAUCAGUCCAUGGAUCAAAGCUGUUAAACACACCUUUGCACCAUUAUCUUAAUCGCAAAGAAUUCAGUAGCUUGGCUAUCAUUUUUCCUGCUUCAAGCUAAGAUGUGCGAUGUCAAAGCCUGCCAACAGCCCUUAGGUAACAAACAAAGUGACUUGAUAAUUAUAUUUGUUAAAAUGGUGCUGA